CCCUCUCCAGGGCAGCAGGCGCGCGCCGCUUGGCAGGUGGGAGGGGCCGGGGCGACCAUCGGGGGCGCCGGAGCCGGCGGCUCGGGCCAUGGAGCGGAGCCCCGACGCGUCCCCUGGGCCUUCCCGCUCUUUCAAGGAGGAACUGCUGUGCGCCGUCUGCUACGACCCCUUCCGCGACGCCGUGACUCUGCGCUGCGGCCACAACUUCUGCCGCGGGUGCGUGAGCCGCUGCUGGGAGGUGCAGGUGGCGCCCACCUGCCCGGUGUGCAAGGACCGCGCGUCCCCCGCCGACCUGCGCACCAACCACACCCUCAACAACCUGGUGGAGAAGCUGCUGCGCGAGGAGGCCGAGGGCGCGCGCCGGGCAGGACACCGCUCCCCGCGCGUCUGCCGCCCGCACCGCGGUCAGUUCAGCCUCUUCUGCCUCGAGGACAAGGAGCUGCUGUGCUGCUCGUGCCAGGCCGACCCCCGGCACCAGGGCCACCGCGUGCAGCCCGUGAAGGACACUGCCCACGACUUUCGGGCCAAGUGCAGGAACAUGGAGCACGCGCUGCGGGAGAAGGCCAAGGCCUUCUGGGCCAUGCGGCGCUCCUACGAGGCCAUCACCAAGCACAAUCAGGUGGAGGCUGCCUGGCUGGAGAGUCGGAUCCGGCAGGAUUUCGACAAGCUGCGGGAGUUCCUGCGGGUGGAGGAGCAGGCCAUCCUGGACGCCAUGGCCGAGGAGACGAGGCAGAAGCAGCUGCUGGCCGAGGAGAAGAUGAAGCAGCUCAGGGAGGAGACGGAGGUGCUGGCCCAUGAGAUCGAGCGUCUGCAGAUGGAGAUGAAGGAAGAUGAUGUUUCUUUUCUCAUGAAACACAAGAGCCGAAAACGCCGACUCUUCUGCACCGUGGAGCCCGAGCCCGUGCAGCCCGGCAUGCUCAUCGACGUCUGCAAGUACCUGGACUCCCUGCAGUUCCGCGUCUGGAAGAAGAUGGUCGGGUCUGUCGAAUCCGUGCCCUUCAGCUUAGACCCCAACACCGCGGCCGGCUGGCUCUCCGUGUCCGACGACCUCACCAGCGUCACCAACCACGGCUACCGCGUGCAGGUGGAGAACCCGGAGCGCUUCUCCUCGGCGCCCUGCCUGCUGGGCUCCCGCGUCUUCUCGCAGGGCUCCCACGCCUGGGAGGUGGCGCUCGGGGGGCUGCAGAGCUGGCGGGUGGGCGUGGUGCGGGUGCGGCAGGACGCCGGCGCCGAGGGCCACUCGCACAGCUGCUACCACGACACUCGCUCGGGCUUCUGGUACGUGUGCCGCACGCAGGGCGUGGAGGGGGACCACUGCGUGACCUCGGACCCGGCCACGUCGCCGCUGGUCCUGGCCAUUCCGCGCCGCCUGCGCGUGGAGCUGGAGUGCGAGGAGGGCGAGCUGUCCUUCUACGACGCCGAGCGCCACUGCCACCUGUACACCUUCCACGCCCGCUUCGGGGCGGUGCGGCCCUACUUCUACCUGGGCGGCGCGCGGGGGGACGGGCCCCUGGAGCCCCUGCGCAUCUGCCCCCUGCGCGUCAGCGUCAAGGAGGGACUGGACGGCUGAGCUGGCCCAGCCCUCCCGGCGCUGCCCGGUCUUGUGCCACGGCCCUGUUGCUCUUUCUGCGCCCUCCCUCGUGCCCGCACUCACCCGGGCACCGCUCUGCCUCCGCCUCCUGGCCGGGGUCUUCCUCCCCUCCAGACUCGUCCUUUUCCGUGACUCCAGGCCCUGCGCCUCUCUUUAUGUUUGGUCCCUUCCUCUGCCCACAAUAGGAGCCAUCCAGGGGGUACCUCGCCGGGCAGGCUCUCCCCAGAGCCCUGGCGCCUUCAGGGUAUAAAUUUUCUGAAUCCUCCUUCCAGGAUUUCCGGGGAUAAUGUUUGCUUCUAGAACGGGCUUGUGUUAAAGUGUAGAUUUUAUUGUUAUCAGGUGCGAUCAGCCAAUCGUGAGACGUACUGCCAUUACUGCCAUUGGAAAGAUCGUUUGUCACUCACAGUUCCCUGGAGGAGAGGGCAGGCCAGGCCACAGGGCACGUAGGAAAUACUGGGUUGGUCAGGAGGUGGAGGACUGGGGGACACCGGCUGAGAGACUAUACUGUGCUUUCCUCAGGAAGGAACGGGCAGGGCAAGGUGGACAGGCUUAGGAUUGGCUGGCUGGAGUGAUUUCAGCAGCUCUGGGCAGUGGCUGCCCCUGGCUGUCUGCUACCUGGCGCUGGGAUGGUCAGGACAAGGGAAUACUGGCUUGGACGGAGAGAGCCCUGUGAGAGGCAGGUACAGGAGGUGGUGGGGGUGUAGCCCUGGGUGGCCUGGUUUGCUCCAGCCGAGGUGUUUGCUGGCCUGGGAGGGGCAGUCUCUCCAGGGCCAGUGAGGUCCCAGAUGCCAGAGCAUCAGGGAUACAGUAAAUAAGAAGAUACAGUUCCUGCAGGGCUUGCUGCCCUGACUCUGGGACAGGACCCAGGGCUUGGCUUGUCUUUUAUUGUAUGUCAGUAUUCUAAAACUUCUCUGCGGGUUCUCCUUUCCCAUCAGAUCAGCUCUGAUUUAUAUCUAUACCUCUUGGAUGAUUUCCUCUGAACAGAGGGUUCUGGAGCACUUAAAAACAAAAUCUUUACAACAGUGGUGUCGGCCCGUUCCCUGGGGCCUCAGUGUCCUCACCUGUGGAUGAGACAGGGCUGGACCAGGGCGUCCUUCCGUGGUUGUGGUGGAGGAAGUUCCCCUGGUUCAUUCUCGUCAGCCCGACAAGGGAAGGAAAGGGGGGGGGCCCUUUUCAGUUAGGAAGAAAGGAAAGGGCUGUCCCCCAGGGGUGGCACCUUGGUUGCUGCCCUAGGUGCUGUGUGCGAGGGGAGGGUGGCAGGUACCACCUGCUCUUCUCCGCCGACUUCACCCUGCUCAUUCUUGCUCUGCUACUUGCGUUUUCAUCCCAAAUUUCUUCUCCCUCCACGUGCCUGCAGGCUUGUACCUGUGCUUGUUCUCUCUCACACGUGCCUCCAGAGAGUUUGUAAUUUUCAACUGAAUGUGUCCCAGGGAGCGGCGUCGUAAGAGCAGUGUUAAAAUUGGGGGCACGUUCCUGGCCGAGGACUCGGAGUCCUGCCUCCUGCCUGUACCCCCAGUUCACAACACCGUUUCAAACAACUUAUGACUCACGCCUCUUAGUUGGUGAUAAAUGUGUACAUACGUUGGUUACAUAAAAAGCAGGGCCAGGGAGGAAAUGCCACCGCCCUGUGAAGCGGGUGGGUUGGGAGAGGUGAGGCUGUUGGCAAACGAGCGCAUGCGCCUGGUUGAAGAUGCUUCAGCACUUCGGGAGCCAAACACGUCUGAGAACGUACACCCUCCACUAGAAACUACCCGGCCCGUCAAAUAGAAUUUCUAUGUAAUAAACUUGACUGGAAAUUAUUUUGUCAGUUAUGCAAUAAACAUUUUUUAAACCUG
Molecule: messenger RNA, 3426 nt
Organism: Lemur catta (Ring-tailed lemur)
Lineage: Eukaryota; Metazoa; Chordata; Mammalia; Primates; Lemuridae
Gene: TRIM35
Product: tripartite motif containing 35
Exons: 6
Coding region: 89-1570 (493 amino acids)
Biological process (GO): positive regulation of apoptotic process; innate immune response
Molecular function (GO): zinc ion binding; protein binding
Source: RefSeq, a predicted model, not a curated record